AUCAUACACCACGACAACACCACCACAGACUCAACCCCGCGGCAAUUCAUCUCCAUGUCCUCCGCCGCCGCCGCUGGUGCUUCCUGGACAUGCCUGAAGACCCCUCCUUCGUUCACAGUGUACUCCACAUGGCGUGUGGACGUAGCCGACGUGCUCUCGUGCACCAUGAACGAUCAGUCCAAGGACUGCCUCUUGAUUCCAACGUUGCAGGAAUGCCAGGACAAGUACAUGAACGACAACACCCGUCCGAUCAAAUCGUGCGCUGCGUCCGAGACAAGGAACGCGUCGACGUUGUGCGGCCAAGUGUACGUCCAGCUCACGUCGAGUGGUACCCCAACGACACCACCUCCACCACCACCACCCACUACCACUACCACCACCACCGACCCGCCCAGCAAACUCAAGGGAGACUGGCGGUGCUUUCAAACGACCGCCGGCGACAGCGUCGUGGUCCACCUUGAAACCACAGCAUGCCUGUCCAACGAUCAACGCACUUGCGUGUCCUUUCCCACGUCCACGGCGUGCGCGACGGCCUUGCUACAAGAACCGUCUCUGGUCCUCGAUACAAGCACACUUCCGCUGCCGUGCGCCAGCCUGACGUCACCACUGCCUGUGUGGUGCCCCGCGUCCCCAUCAUCGCCUCUUCCCGCGCCAUCCCUUCCACCGCACUCGUCGUCAUCUACGAUCAUCAUCAUCGUGGCGCUAGCCGCGGGAAUUGUCGUCUGUGUGGGCUUCCUCGUGCACAUGAAGAAGAAGACGUUUCCUACGACCCGAUCCCGCGGCGCGUCGUCGUUUAUGUGGCCCAUGUCCACUCGAUCCAACUUUGGCAGACGUUUGUUUCAAAACAAGCUCACCCCAGACGAUUCAGUUUUCUCUGCAGAUCACAUCCACCUGGGCAACCUCAUCCACUGGCGACUAGAUGAGACCCAACUGGCGACCAUCUCGACGCUGCACACGAGCUCCACGGGCCUCGUGUCCCUCGCUCGGUACUUGGGCAAGGUGGUUGUGGUCAAGCAGCCGCUCGAGUGCGAUCGAUCCAUGGACAUCAUGCAAGCCUUUGUGGGGGAAAUAGAACUCAUGAUCCGAGUGCAAUCUCCCCACGUAAUUCAGGUUGUGGGGGUAUCAUACAUGCGCCUGCGGGAUCUAUCGCUUGUGCUCGAGUACAUGGAGCGAGGGGAUUUGCAAACGUACCUGAGCACAACCAAGUUGACGCCAUCCCUAUUAAAUUGGCCGCAAAAGCUGGCAAUUCUCAAAGAUAUUGUGUCUGGCCUCGGUCAUAUCCACGCGCUCGGCGUGAUUCAUAGAGAUAUCAAAGCGCGUAACAUCCUCUUGUCCCAUGACCUGCGCGCCAAGCUCACGGACUUCGGCGUGGCGCGGCAAGUGUCUGGAACGACCAUGACCCAGGGCAUCGGGUCUCUGCAGUGGACAGCACCUGAAGUGCUCGAGGGCGGCCAGUACACUGCGCAAGCAGACAUGUAUUCCCUGGGCAUUUUACUCAGCGAACUCGACACCCAUCAGCCGCCAUACGCGACAGACGAGGACGCGCUCAGUGAUAUUGUGCUCCUGCGGCCGUCGCUGCAAUGUCCGCCAGAAAGAAACCCAGCAGAAGAAGAGGAUAAGAAAAGGUACCAUGGCGUAGUUGGCUUUAGCACGUCCUGCCCCCAUCGAGUACAAAAGCUGGCUACGCUGUGUCUGGCGCUGGAUCCAAACAAACGGCCGACGCCGGCCCAAGUGCUGCAAAUGCUAGCUUGACCUAGCUUCAGUAGUAUUAAAGUGCACCAAUUAUUGACACUGUUGUUUGGUCUAGUUUUGUCGGC
Molecule: messenger RNA, 1817 nt
Organism: Aphanomyces astaci
Lineage: Eukaryota; Oomycota; Saprolegniomycetes; Saprolegniales; Verrucalvaceae
Product: serine/threonine protein kinase
Exons: 2
Coding region: 55-1752 (565 amino acids)
Biological process (GO): protein phosphorylation
Molecular function (GO): ATP binding; protein kinase activity
Source: RefSeq, a predicted model, not a curated record